ACUUCCCCCCCGGCCCCGCCUCCGUCCCUGGCUCACGCGAGCUGAGUGUUUCCUGCCUCCUCUUUCAGUCCGAGUUUGGAGACUCCGGCGUCCUCCGACUUUUCAUGGAAGAGAUGUCAGGAGAAAGUGUGGUGAGCUCAGCGGUGCCAGCGGCUGCUACCCGCACCACGUCCUUCAAGGGCACAAGCCCCAGCUCCAAGUAUGUGAAGCUGAACGUGGGCGGCGCCCUGUACUACACCACCAUGCAGACCCUGACCAAGCAGGACACCAUGCUGAAAGCCAUGUUCAGCGGGCGCAUGGAAGUACUCACCGACAGUGAAGGCUGGAUCCUAAUUGACCGCUGUGGGAAGCACUUUGGUACGAUACUCAACUACCUUCGUGACGGGGCAGUCCCCUUGCCCGAGAGCCGCCGGGAGAUCGAGGAGCUGCUGGCAGAAGCCAAGUACUACCUGGUCCAGGGCCUGGUGGAAGAGUGCCAGGCAGCCCUGCAACAGAACAAAGACGUUUAUGAGCCUUUCUGCAAAGUUCCUGUGAUCACCUCAUCAAAAGAAGAACAGAAACUUAUAGCAACUUCAAAUAAGCCAGCCGUGAAGUUGCUCUACAACAGAAGUAACAACAAAUACUCAUAUACCAGCAACUCUGACGACAAUAUGUUGAAAAACAUUGAACUCUUUGAUAAGCUCUCUCUGCGCUUUAACGGAAGGGUCCUAUUCAUAAAGGAUGUUAUCGGGGACGAAAUCUGCUGCUGGUCCUUCUACGGUCAGGGCCGCAAGAUUGCUGAAGUCUGUUGUACCUCCAUCGUCUACGCCACCGAGAAGAAACAGACCAAGGUGGAGUUCCCCGAAGCCCGGAUUUAUGAGGAGACCCUGAAUAUUUUGCUGUACGAGGCCCAGGACGGCCGGGGACCUGACAAUGCGCUUCUGGAGGCCACAGGGGGCGCGGCGGGCCGCUCCCACCAUUUGGAUGAAGACGAGGAGCGCGAACGCGAGCGGAUUGAGCGCGUGCGUCGGAUCCACAUCAAGCGGCCUGACGACCGCGCCCACCUGCACCAGUGAGCAGGCGCGCUGCGCCGGGCCUUCCUCCCGCCCUGUCCCCUCCCCCGCUCCACACUCAGACCCUACGCAGGCUUCCGGGCACCUCCCACUUCUCCUGGAGUCCGCAGAUACUUUUGUAACAAGCCAGAUGAUUAUUUUGGUAUUUCUCGACAAGGUGAAUUGAUUUUGACCCAGUUGAACGCGCCCCGUUGUUGACAAGCUGUGCCCAAGGGCUCUACUUUCCGGGAGAAUCUGAGGAGCCGCGGAGCCAGGUUUGCUGGGUUCUCAAAGGAAAAGUAUGAAUGGGUGUGACGUGUAUGUGAGAACUUUCGUUGCAGUAUUUAUUGUUGUGGAUGCUCACUACCUGAUUGAGUUUCCUGGGUGGCGUUCUCUUUGGGUUCAGUUUGACUGCUCUGAGAGGGAUCCUGCAGCUGGUGGCCCCCAGAGGCGUCUCCGAGCCCCCUAUUCCGUGACCCUCCAGCCCGCACCCUGGCCCUGGGUCCUGUGCGCUAGACCCGACAGUGUUCAGGCUGGCUUUGCUAGAUUCUAGUCCAUCCUGCCGCAGGAUUUCGUGCCUGGAGCUUAUUGGUAAAUCGUUGUAGCCGUGGCGAUGGGACCUGGUGUGCUUCGCGCGUCUAUAUUGUUCCUCGCAUAGCUCUGGAGGGGGGCAAGCCUGUUGCCACUUUGGCUGGUCUGCGGUCCGGAGCUUGCUGCCCCCCCCCACACACACACACACAGCUGGCUAAGAGCAGAGCUUCCCUGGCAGUGAGUGCUCAGCUCCUCCCUUGCCCCCUGCCCCUCUCAGCGCCCCCCUUGUGGGCCCACUGCAUUCCAGGAAGGCCGGCUGGCCUGGGUAGAGGGGGAGCUAACACACCCAGGGACCCAUCCCCUCUCCCUCGGCCUCCUUCCUUGUUAAGCUGGGCGCACGGCCACUAGCAGAUGCUUAGAGAUUUAGUCGGUCCUCCUGGCCUGGCGUCCAGGCGGGACCACCACUCACCAGCAGUCUCGGGCAGCUUGCCUGCUGUCCACACAGCCAUCACCUGGAGAGCCCCUUGGUGUCUUUGCCUGGCACUUUGACACAGUAUGGAAUAGCCAUCAGUGAGAGGAUGUGCAGAUCCUUUUGGGUCUGGUUAGUGUCCGUGUUCAUGUUUGUUUAAGGGACGUGUGCGACUGUUGACGGGGAUGUGUGCUUGUGGGGCGCUGAAGCCCGGUGCUCGUGUGGAACUGACGUUCUCGGUUACCUACCUCCCAGUCUCCGCCUGUCAAAGGUGGAAGUGAGUUGUGACUAAUAUGGGUGGUUGAGACUAGACUAGGUAGAGUAGUUACAAGGUGAUGCGAAUGUGUGUAAGGAAAUGGAUGGGUUUUGUCUGCUUUUCAAGGGAAACAUUACUGUUUUAUACCAAAGGUAUCAAUAUGGGCAGCCUCUGACACAAUGUAUUCCCCAAAAAAACGAGUUUAUAUUUUGAAAUGGUUUUUACAGCUUCGACUUUGUACGUACUGCCCAAGUUGCGACAGUUGUAUGCCUUUAUUUUGUAUCCAGCAGCAAAGCGUACAAUAAACCUCUAAAACAAUCAUGCCUGAACCUCAAAAUCAAGUAUUGGGUAGAUGCUUUUUAAAACUGCUGUGUGGGAAACUUGCGUAUUAAGCCAUUUGGAUUUUAAGUGCUAAGGAAAAGGGGGCUUAAAAAUAAUGUUUCGUAAAUAUUUUAUACUGUCUGAGUUUUAAACACCAACCCUGCUGUUUGGGUUGAACUUUUUUAGGACGUUAAAGUGAAUGUCAGUUCUGAUGUUUUCUGUAGGAAUGGAAAAGCCAUCAUAUAAUUGUUUUUAAGACGUUUACGCGAAGAGUACGUUUGUGGAACAAUCUGAUGUGUUUGGGCUUCUGCACCUUAUGACCUAGUGUUUCUGGCACUCUCCCCACUUCUGCUUUUCCUCCAACUUUGCACUUAUAGCUUUGAGUCUUUGCUUCCCUGGCACAUGAACAGAUCUGUACAGCAUUCCACUGCUGAUGCCCCUGUGAGCUGCGCAUAGCCAUGACCUGACCGAAAGCAUUGCCUGGUCCAGCUCUGUUAUCAAAUACGUAUAUUCUACAAGGAACUGAUUUUUCUUAGGCUGGCACUGAAGGCAAACAAAAGGAAUAUUUAUACUUAAGAACCUUCCAAGUAAAACACUAGUCUAAGAUUUGGUAAAAAGUCAUGUUUUAUUAAAUUGUAAUAGCGUACAAGUUUAAAAAGUGGAACAGCUUUUGGUCCCUUGUCAUCAAGUUGUUUUUUUCAAAUAAGCCAUCUGAUUGUGGUGACUGGGGGCCUGUGCCCGAGACCAUUCCUGGCAUAGCCUCUUCUGUUGCCCUCCUGCAAUGGCUUAGUAGGUUUGGUUGCUAAGAGAGAGGGUACUCCACUCUUUGUUUAGGGGUGUCUGUAUCUUACAGCAGCUAUCCAGGGCCCAAGUGUGAACAGUCAGCCCUGACUCUUAGAAUGUGUGCUCUGUAUACAUCUGUGUGUCACUAACCUUUGUGUGUGCUAUGAAAAAAUGCUAUAAGCUUUAGAAGUAUGUUGUACAAGCGUUUGUGGACAUAUGUAAAAAUAAAAGUUAUAUAUAAUGCUCCUA
Hipposideros armiger (great roundleaf bat) is the source of this 3640-nucleotide messenger RNA. RefSeq names its product potassium channel tetramerization domain containing 10 (gene KCTD10). Gene Ontology annotation, biological process: protein homooligomerization; protein ubiquitination; proteasome-mediated ubiquitin-dependent protein catabolic process. The record is from RefSeq and is a predicted model, not a curated record. Gene Ontology annotation, molecular function: ubiquitin-protein transferase activity; protein binding. The transcript is spliced from 7 exons. Bases 105 to 1055 code for a protein of 316 amino acids. Gene Ontology annotation, cellular component: Cul3-RING ubiquitin ligase complex. NCBI's taxonomy places the organism in Eukaryota, Metazoa, Chordata, Mammalia, Chiroptera, Hipposideridae.